Salvia hispanica is the source of this 513-nucleotide messenger RNA. Its product is annotated as protein transport protein Sec61 subunit beta-like. NCBI's taxonomy places the organism in Eukaryota, Viridiplantae, Streptophyta, Magnoliopsida, Lamiales, Lamiaceae. Gene Ontology annotation, cellular component: Sec61 translocon complex. The record is from RefSeq and is a predicted model, not a curated record. Gene Ontology annotation, biological process: intracellular protein transport.
UACGUGUCAGGAUAUGAUUGGUUUUGCGCAUGUGUUCGAACCCCUAACGAAGUUCUAUUGAGCAAUAUAUAACGCCAAAUUUGUAUCACCUCAAUUGCGAUCGAUCUGAAUUUACGAAGACUUUAGAGAGACAAAAUCAAGUUCAAUUCAAGAAAUGGCAACGGGUGGAGCGGCUCCUCAGAGGGGAAGUGCAGCAGCUGCAGCAGCGAACCUCCGUAGGAGGAGAAGUGGAGGCGGCGCAGGAGGGGCUGCCGGUGGAGCAAGUGGAACAAUGCUCCAAUUCUACACAGAUGAUGCUCCUGGGCUCAAGAUUUCCCCAAAUGUUGUGCUUGUUAUGAGCAUCGGUUUCAUAGCUUUUGUCGCAGUCCUUCAUGUCAUGGGCAAACUCUACUUUGCUCGCAAAGACUAGAAUUCACUGAUUCUACCUCAAUUUUCUAGGAGAGAGACUCAUUUUAUGUAUUCUGUUUUUCGGGAUAAUUUUGCUUUAACCAUUCAACUCACUUUUUUAUAGUA